GCUGCUUAAGUAGAAACAUAAAACCAAAAGAUUGAACACAACAAGGCAACUCAAAAAAGUCAACAUUCUCAAAAAGACUCAAGGGCCAUCUCGCCAGGUGUGCGAGUAACACAUUUAAUCUACAAUGGUUGGCAACAUCUUCACACAGCCUCUUGGGUUAGUUUUGAUCGUCACAGCACACAUGGUAUUUUACGAUCCCAGCCAAGCGGCAGUCACAGGCAUCCUAGGCAACAACAUCACCCUCCAAUUCAUAUUUAAUGUCAGCGUAACAAAAGACAGUCAUUUUGCAGUUUAUAGAUCAGAUAUUAAGAUUGUUGAGUGUAAACACGGCAUAGGUUGCUCAGGAAAUGGCGAGUUUGAUGUUUACCCUAAAAAUGUGUCUUUAUUUUGCCACAUUUCAAAUCUCAGACUAAAUCACAGUCAAAAUUACACAGCCAGUCUGUUCAUGGGCACUGGGCAACCCCCCAAAGAAAGUAAUAAAGUGCAGCUGAUCGUCCGAGAGGAGAACACCAGCAGCACAGUUUCUCCAGUGCUGACGAACAGCACACCAACAAGACGAAGUGAGAGUUCCAUUUUCUUUUCCUAUCCUAUCACCGCUGUCCUUGUGGUUUUGUCUGUAGUGCUGUCGGCUACGAUACUUCCUUGGUCCAUCUGGUGUCUUGUGAGAACCAAAGACAAACAACAACCACAGAAGCGCUCUAGUCCCACAGUACACACAGUACAGGAAACAGUUGAAGCAUCCAGUAAUGUGCCUGCAUCCACGCUGGUCUACAGUGUCCUGGACUUUCCCAAAAGACCCUCAGCAGUUUUGGAGAUGAAUCCAAAUGAUACAGAAUAUGCUGCUGUCAGCUAUCUCCCAGAAAAAAGACGAUUGUGAUGCAUGGCUAAAUGUAAACUAGCUGGUCUUUCUUGGUUUGAGUAAAGGUUUGCAAGAUGACUUAUACUGUAUAUAUAAAAUAUAUUUCAACUAAAUGAGAUAAAUGCUCCUUUUACACCUGUAAGUUCCUUGCUAUAAAUUACAAACAAAGGAAUUUGGUGAGGAAAGAAAUGUAAUGUCAGAGACACUGGGGUCUGAAGUGUGUGGGCGUCACUUUUUUCAUGUUUUUUAGUGGUCAUGAGAUGACAGCUGUUGACAGCUGCGGUGGCAAACCAUAAGCUGGCCCAGAUAACAGUACAGUGACACAUUAUGAUUUUGUUCUGUUUUUGUUCACUUUUAAUCUUCAGUCAUCUGUCGACUAAAACCUUAAAGUCUGGUGAUAUUCUAUAUAUUUCUUUAUUGUCAACAACCAACAAUGAAUUGAUCCUGCUAACAAGAAACAAAGCAAAGCCUGUUGUAGUUUAUUUGUCUGUGCCAUAGACCUCCUUUGUUGUCAUCAGAGUCAUUAUGGUGGACAGGGCAACAUGUUCCUAUAUUCAAGAUUUAAGAAACUUUAUUGUCUAUAACAUAACAGUAAAUAAGUAGAAACAGUACAAAUAUGACAUAUGUUACAAAUGCUAACAUUGCAUUUUUUUAAAAAUCAAGAUAGACACAAUAUUUUAUUUUGAGUCACAUACAGCAUCCUGCUGCUGUAAAUAUUCAUUAGAGCACCAAAUAUGCAUUAAUCUGCCACCAAAAAAAGUGAUGUUUUGGAAAAUAACUGAGCCUUCUUCAAUCUGAUUUCUAGUUUAAGAUUUAUGUCUUUAUUAAGAACAAAUUAGCCAGAAGAAGGGAAAAUGAAUAACGCUGGUCUUAUCCUUUAAUCCACAGUAAAGCUAAAGAUGACUGACAAUAUUGUAGUAUUGUACUUGUUAAGUUUCAUUUUCAUGUUCUUCAAAAACUCGUUUAUUCUCAAAAUGAAUUUCUGGCCAUUUGCUUUGCCUUUGUUAUUAUCUCUGACUCCAAUAUCGCACUUUUCUGUAGUGAAAUUUAUGACUAAGUAAUUAUUUUAGUUUUUGUCUUUUGGGGCUUUUUGUGAGGAAGUGAUACAUCUUUACCAGCAUCUUUUUUUUAACGUUUCUGUUUUUGUUGCUAUUUAUCACAGUUUCGAUUGACCUUUUCUCUAUUUUUAUCACAAAACUGAGACUCAUCACUGAAAUGAAACAGUCUUUGGAACAAGUUGAAACUUUAUUUGUAGAUAGAGAUCUGCUAACAGCUCAACAGUACUGUAUCUUCACAGGUCAUCACUGUGAUUUUUCCAUUUACUGUUUGGCGACAGUUUGACGCUGUGAAACCAGUUUUACAUAUACAACAACUUCCUGACACUAUCUCACUGCGAUUAUACAUUGCAUGGUCUCUGAAGUUCUCUUUUGGCAGGUGCUUAUUGAUGUUUUGAUCUGUCAGACAAAGUAUUGAUUUAGUUCUCAAUGUGUUAGGACUGUAUUAUGUUGUUAAACUCACCCAACACAUCUGUUCACCAGAUGCGUGACAAACAGGUUGAUUAUUCAUCCCGGAUGUCAGUUAUUACUCAGGAAGAAAAAUAACCAACCAAGCCAAACUAUGAUGAGUGUUUUAAAACAGUUGGUGAAAGUGGCACACAAUCAAACACAGACUGGAGGGUCUUCUCUGCUAUAAAAACCUUCUAUUGUUGUAAAAUAAAUAAAUCCUUAUUCUGAAAACUACCAAGCAUUGUGGCCAUGGGUCUCUCUUUUCCUGUCAUUCUGUCAUAUACU
This is a messenger RNA of Scomber scombrus (Atlantic mackerel), 2649 nucleotides long. RefSeq lists its product as uncharacterized. Bases 125 to 877 code for a protein of 250 amino acids. The record is from RefSeq and is a predicted model, not a curated record. NCBI's taxonomy places the organism in Eukaryota, Metazoa, Chordata, Actinopteri, Scombriformes, Scombridae. The transcript is spliced from 5 exons.